Molecule: messenger RNA, 1773 nt
Organism: Pseudoliparis swirei
Lineage: Eukaryota; Metazoa; Chordata; Actinopteri; Perciformes; Liparidae
Product: prostaglandin F2 receptor negative regulator-like
Exons: 3
Coding region: 14-412 (132 amino acids)
Molecular function (GO): cell-cell adhesion mediator activity
Source: RefSeq, a predicted model, not a curated record
GCCUCAGUGUGCCAUGUGUGGAGCGGCCUGGUCCCCGUGUCUGCUGCUCUGGGUCGUAGUGGUGGGAGUUUCCAGGACGCGAGGUCAGGUCACGGCUCCCGCCAGUCUGAGGGCAGAGGUCGGCCGGCCCCUGCUGCUCGGCUGCAACGUCACCACGGAAACCGGCGAAACCGUCCGGCAAGUGCGCUGGCUCAACGGGCGCGGGGAGGUCCUCCUGGCGUACCAGCCGAGCGCGCCGCUGCGCGUCAGCCAUCAGCAUCCCGACGUGCAGCUCACCGCCUCCCACCGCGACGCCAGCUCCAUCACCAUCAAGAGGGUGCGGCCCGAUGACGAGGGCUGCUACCGAUGCAUCUUUGAUGUUUACCCCCGCGGCCCGCUGGAGGGCUCCACGUGCAUCAGCCUCACUGACUGAUCACGUCACUGCUGCUUUGAUGAAGGUCCAGCGGCGCUCUGAGCCUGACCUCGCUGCUCAGCACCGUCCGUGACCUCCAGCUUAGCGGGCAAGGGAAAGGGACAGGGGACAUAGACAGGGGACAGGGAUCAGGGCUUCCACAGAACCGAGCCACAAUGUUAACUGAACUAAAACCACAUUGUUUCAUGUUACAUGUCACAUUUACAGUAUAAAGGAUAGUGUGUGUGUGUGUUGUGGCAUUGUUGUACAGUAUUUCAUGACAGUGUUAGAAUCUAACUUUUUAUUUGGGGAAAUAUUGUUGCAUAGUUACGUUAUCAGCAGAAAGUAUUUUCUAAUCACAAUGAAACACCCUUGUUGGAUAUUAUUUCAGUAAUUAUCUGUAUAUAAGGAGGAUUAUAAGGAUUUAAUGAUAAUAAAUGUCUACAUUGACGUUAACCCUCCUGUCGCCUUCGGGUCAAUUUGACCCGAUUCAAUGUUUAAUGUCGGUGUUCUUUCGGGAGUCAACAAACAAACAUAAAGUACCUCACACUUAAACUUGGAAAACAAUAUUAAUUCUAAUAAUUUUCUGGAGAUUUUAAUAGCUGGGGUCAUAUUGACCUCAAGGGUAAAAUAUGUUAGUAAAUAUAAAGGUAACAGGAGGGUUAAACAUUGAAUCGGGUCAAAUUGACCCGAAGGCAACACAAGGGUUAAAAUAAUCUUUGUCUACCUGCUGUUUAAUUUUCAGUAGUCACCUUUUUUAGUAUCUGUAAGAUUUAAUAACUAGUUCCUUGUACUGGUGCUGAGAUAGAUCUGAAGUUGAAAGGGGAUCAUAAAUAUAACCUGAGACCAUCUGCUUUUGUUUCACGGUUUUAAACUUUUUAAAAUUGACUUUUGGAGAUAUUGAUGAUUAAUUCCAAAUAUUUUCCUUUCAAAUAAUUUCUCAAAAACUCCCAAAAAUAACACACGACUAGUUCCACAAUUGUUUCAGGUGAGUAAGUCAGUUUCUACGGCGACAUAAUCUGAACACAUUGCAAACUCAUUAUUGGCAUGACAUUGAAGCACUUUGAGUUCAACCUCAUGUCCACAGGAUGCAAUUGGUUUUAUUGUUGCUCAUUUGAUUUGAAUGCUUUUGAUGGUUACACAUAAUUAAAUAUCUGUAACUGAGACACACAAAAAAAGAGCCGUAGUUAGUUCUAAUAGCUAAAAAUAAUGAACAAAUUGUUGAAUUAUAUCAGAUAAAUGGUGAAAAAGGCUUAUUUGGAGGAAACUGGGCUAUAUUUUGAUUGGACUUCCCAUUAAAAGCACUGUUUUAAUGUCAUUACUUGACUUUUCCUAAAGCUGAAUUCAUCCUGUUUUGGAAAUAAACUCUAAAUUGUACCAUU